Molecule: messenger RNA, 776 nt
Organism: Dentiscutata heterogama
Lineage: Eukaryota; Fungi; Glomeromycota; Glomeromycetes; Diversisporales; Gigasporaceae
Source: the annotation of a GenBank genome assembly
AAAUCGUCUCAUAAUAUUGAUAUUAAUGAAAUUGUCACAACCAUAAAUGUACCAUUUCCACCAGAUAUAACGACUAAAGACCUACUCGCAAAAUCCGAUCUUCACGGUAGCAAACCUCGAAGAACACCUAAUGCAUUUAUAUCUUACAAAAUGGUACUUCAUCGGGAGCUUAAAUCGCAAGGCUUCAAUUACCCAAUUCCGGUUAUUUCAAGGAUAGCGAGUUUAAAGUGGCAAUAUGAACCAAUGUCUGUUAAAAGUCAUUAUAUGAAGUUGGCAGAUAAAGCUAAACAGGAUUACAGGAGGUCACGUCCAUUUUUUAUUAUGGCUCCUAGUUGUAAAAAUGAAAAAGAAACUGAUCCUCAAAAAGAAGGUCUUGAAGUUGAGAUUGAUAAUUGUAAUGAGAGUACCCACUCGGAUAAUGGAGAACAAGAAUCUUACCAUUAUUUACCUUUUGAACUUGGACAGCAAGAAAUGGAUCUUUUAAACGCAUCUUUUAUUCCAUUUUUUUCAAAUGAAUAUUCUGCAUCCUUAUAUGAAUCUUCUGCACCCUUAAAUGAGUCUUCUGCACCCUUAAAUGGGUCUUCUGUAUUCUUAAAUGGGUUUUUUAUUACAUCCUUAAAUGAGCCUUCUGUAUUAUUGUAUUAUCCUUUAACAUCAAUUUCGAACGACUCUUUACAAAUUUCUAAUUUUUAUCUUAUGGAUCCCAUAUAUUAUAUUACACCGGAUACUAAUAUACCAGAUAAUGCACCAGCUAAUAUUAAUUGUAUUUACACUAG